This is a messenger RNA of Jatropha curcas, 992 nucleotides long. Its product is annotated as cold-regulated 413 plasma membrane protein 4. Lineage: Eukaryota; Viridiplantae; Streptophyta; Magnoliopsida; Malpighiales; Euphorbiaceae. The record is from RefSeq and is a predicted model, not a curated record. Gene Ontology annotation, cellular component: membrane.
CACCAUGCGUUUGCCACGUGCUGAAUUGUUUGGUUGGUGGGACUAACAGCUAAACGAGAAGACGCAUGCAUCUCCAAGAAUGUACAGGAAAGCACAAGAAAUCAAGAAGAGGAGAGUAAAGUUAGAGAGAGGUCAAAAAACGUAAAUGGGUUUCUGCAAUUGCCAUAAAUGGUGAACCUUUUUGUGCUCAAAACUGAAUAUGUACAGCUUAAUCGUCAUGGGAUUAAAAUGGGUGGCUUCAAAUUUUAUUUAUAAUACGGAAGAGUUGAGAUCCAGCAAGGCUGAAACUACCUUUCAAUGGGGAGGAACCAUUUCUGCUCUAUUCUUGUUGAUCCUGAUUCGAACAGGCCAGAGAUCAGCCUUACAGACUACCCUUCUAGUGUUGUAUCUGUUUACGAGUUUUCCAACAACAAUGUUCAAAAUUUUAAGAGGACAAUUUGGUUAUUGGAUUGCCUUUCUUGCUGUUGCAGCAAAUUUAUUCUUUCCUGAAACCUUUCCAGUUUCUCGUUUCAUACUAUUUGUCAUCACACCUAAUGGGCUGGCUAAUGGACUUCGUGAUACCAUUGUUGGUGGUGUGUUUUGUCUCAUAUUGGCAGUUUCACUUGUCAUUACAGAGCUUCGAGGAAUUGGAGGAUUCAGGAAUUGUGAAUGUAAUUAUCAAUGCUUUUUCUACUGUCUUGGUCACUGACCGACUCCAUAAAAGACUUGAAUUUCAAGAUAUUAGGUGGGUUUUGUGGAUGCUUGGGAUGCUUCUUUGUCGGGUUUAUAUGCAUAUAUUAGUGCUUUGACCUGGUUUUGUUUCUGCUUCCUGGAAGUUUUCAAGUACGCGAAUACCAAAUUACUUCAACUAGGCGAAAAAGUCAAGUCUGGUGGCUGCUUUAGACUCUGGCAAUUCAACUGAUCGCAACAGCAGUUAGGGCAAUUGUUCUUUUUUAGGCUUAUCUAUUUAUUUAUUAUUUGAAGGAAAAGCCAGAUAACCCAUUUUCAUCGAA